CAUGACAACGAGUCCGCGCCCCGCGCACAGCUGCUGCUCGGGCGGGACCCAGGCUGGACCGCGGGCCCCGGCCUGGGGGCCACAGCUGCCACCGCCGCCGCCACCUCGUCUCCUCCCCGUCCCCGCCCCGCCCCGCGUCUCCUCGUCUCACUCGGGCCCGCGGCCGGGGUCCCUCCCCGCCGCCCCACCCCGCGCGGAUGCCGAAGGUGAAAGCGCUGCAAUGCGCUCUGGCGCUGGAGAUCCGCUCUGUAACUUGUCCAGGAGUGGUGCUGAAAGACAAGGAGGACAUCUAUCUUAGCAUCUGUGUGUUUGGCCAAUACAAAAAGACACAAUGUGUCCCAGCCAAUUUUCCACUGGUCUUCAAUGCCAGAAUGGUGUUUGAAAAGGUGUUCCCUGAAGCAGUUGACCCUGGAGAUGUGGUUGCACAGCUUGAAUAUGAUACAGCAUUGUUUGAGUUGAUUCAACUAGUUCCACCAGUGGGUGAAACACUGUCUACAUAUGAUGAAAAUACACGAGAUUUCAUGUUCCCGGGUCCAAACCAAAUUUCUGGACACCAUGAUUCAAACCGCCAGGUUACCAUGAGGAGGAUUUCUGGCCUUCGAGGAAUUGCUCCAAAGCUGGAAUUUUCUACAACCUCAGUGAUUACUGAAUGUCUGAUAAGCUCAAGGAAGUGCCGCACUCAGGAUAAAUUUAUUUACCAUACGGCUCCAGUUGAAAAAUCACACGGCAGACUGCAAACCAGAACAUCAAGAUCACAAAAGAAAAAAUCCAAGUCACCUGAGAGAAAUAAAUAUUGCAUAAAUGCAAAAAACUACGAACAGCCUACCAUUUCUUCAAAAUCACACUCUCCAUCUCCCUACACAAAAAGACGCAUGUGUGAGCUAUCUGAAGACACCAGGCGGCGGCUGGCCCAUUUAAAUCUGGGACCCUAUGAAUUCAAAAAAGAAACAGAUAAACCUCCAUUUGUGAUUAGACAUGUCGACCCCCCAAGUCCCAGGGCUGAUGCUUUAUUUGGAUCUUCUGGCAGAGACUGUGAAAGAGAUGGAUGGUCCAGGAUGCACAACGAUCAUGCUCAUCUUGGCUGCUACCGACCCAAGGAUUAUAAGGUUAUCAGGACACCCCAUGGGAGAGACUUUGACGAGUCUUUGGAAAGGUGUGAUGAUUACUUAAGCUCACGGUCAUGCAGCAAGCCCCAGCAUUCAGCAAGGACCUUACUUGUCCAUUCAGCACCCUCAACGAUGCCAAAGCAUUCUCCAAGCCCUGUGUUAAAUCGAGCUUCUCUCAGGGAAAGAUUCCAUUCUGAUUGGUGUUCACCUUCAAACUGCGAUGAGAUCCAUGACCGGGUAAAAAAUGUCUUGAAAUCACAUCAGGCUCAUCAAAGACAUUUAUAUGAUGAGAGAGAUCCAGAGAAAGAAGAUGAACUGGAACUGAAAAGAGGUCUUUUAUACAGAGACUCUGCCUAUGACAGUGACCCAGAGUAUAGCUCAUUUCAGCAGCCACGUGGCACUCUCCAUUUGGAUGAUGGUGAAUACUGGUCUAACAGGGCAGCCUCUUAUAAAGGAAAAUCCCACCGACCCAUCUUUGAGAACAGCAUGGACAAGAUAUACAGGAAUUUGUACAAAAAGGCCUGUAGUUCUGUUUCUCAUACACAGGAAAGCUUCUGAGACCAUCCAUGAUAAACUGUAUGGGUGUCCGUGUCAACUUCUCAAUGAAAAUGUUUGAUGUGAUCAAUAUCUGUAUUCUUUUUUUUUUAAAGAGGUGGUUCUGAAUAGUUAGAUGUGAAUAAGUUUAUUGCUUCAAAUGGUAAAUUAUCACAGGCAGUCCUUUUAUUUUUAAUCACAGACGAGAGUGCUCUGUUCUAAAAGUCAAAGCUCUGCACCAUAAUCACAGCUUCCAAUCUGAUUAUGAGAAGGAUGUUCUGCCACAUAUAGCUCAUAUCUCCAUCUACAAAUCCCAGAAUAGAUUCUCUCUAGAAAUGGUCUGCCUUAAUCACCUUGUGAUUUUCUUUUCAUCUGCUUGAUUGUUUAUCUUGUAUAAGAUUAAUAUGGACUCCUUUUUCUUGGUAAUGAGCAAAAAAGAUAUACUAUACAGAAAUUAGUUUCCUAAGUUUAAAACCCGGAUUUUACUAGUAUUUUCUACUUAGUUCUCCUCCCCAAAAAAGGCUCCUUGUACUUCUUAGCUAAUAAGAAAUAGGGUUUUUUUUUAAGUUUAUAUAAUCAUCCACUUCCUCUUCUUUAAAAGAACUAAGUUACCUACAAUACGGUCAGCUAGAAAUAGCAGUGGCCAUGUGUGACCCAAAAUGUGAAUAACUGAUUUUUAAAAAUAGAGUUCUUUGCAUGAUUUUCUUUUAAGGUCCUAUCUCCUGGUGCAACCAGACUCAGAAAAUAGCUUUUGUUAGCACGUAGAAACUCAGAAAGAAUAAAGGGAUUAUAUUGUAUUUAAAACUCUUUAGAGUUUUCAUAGGUACCAAGUGACCCAGGAAAGUAGUAUCUUUACCUAAAGGACACUUUAAAAACCAUAAAGGGGAGUAAAAUAUUAUACGGAAUGCUUUGUACUGGAAAAUCCAGUAGUUGAUAAAAUUAGCUCCUCUCUACCUGCCUUAUCCACCCCUGUGAGGCCAGUGAGUCUUUGAAGAUAUGAAGAAAUUGGCCACCUCGUAUUUAUCAGAGUAAGUGGAGGGAAAGUAGAGAAUAGCAAAUAAGUAAACUUGGCUGACAAGCUCGAAGAGUUGACUACAAGGUACUGUUCUCUCAUUGAUUCUCCCUAUGGUUAGUUUUACAGUUACGAUUUAAAAAAGAAAAAACUGAACUCCAUUUAAGUUGAAAUUAACAUGUAAAAUUGAGUGAUGUGUUUUGUAUUAGGAGAAA
Lontra canadensis (Northern American river otter) is the source of this 2867-nucleotide messenger RNA. It is a transcript of the gene SPATA6, whose product is annotated as spermatogenesis associated 6. Bases 198 to 1664 code for a protein of 488 amino acids. Gene Ontology annotation, biological process: motile cilium assembly; spermatogenesis. Lineage: Eukaryota; Metazoa; Chordata; Mammalia; Carnivora; Mustelidae. The record is from RefSeq and is a predicted model, not a curated record. Gene Ontology annotation, molecular function: myosin light chain binding. The transcript is spliced from 13 exons.